Messenger RNA from Arctia plantaginis, 237 nucleotides. The record is from the annotation of a GenBank genome assembly. NCBI's taxonomy places the organism in Eukaryota, Metazoa, Arthropoda, Insecta, Lepidoptera, Erebidae.
AUGAAAAUGGUUGAGAAAUUCACAACUCUACUAGAGAGGGAAGCUCUAAAAGCAACACACGUGGUACUUUGUUCAUUGGUAGAUUCCAUUCCAAAAGUACUCAAUUUGUGUGGAUGUUUAACUGUUCGAAUUUGUGUCGCGAGUUUAAUUGAUAUAAUUGUAUUUAAAACCUUUAAAAAUGGCGUCCACUACAAAGCCACGCUCAGAGAUGACUUUGGACGAAUUAUCGAAAAUUGA